CACUAAAGCUUUGGAUGACAGCAUGAUAAACCCCAUGUUUAUUGGGUAAGAAUAGUCGCAAGCUCCAAAUAUACAUCCAUUAUUCAAAGUAUAAUCAUUAAUUUGAUUUGUUAAUGAAGAGAACAUAUGGGUUUUUGUAAUUUAGUAUUCCUCUCCAGCUUCCUCCUUCUGUCACAGAUUUCUUGUGCUGCAGAAGUUUAUAGCAUAACUUCUCUGCAACCAUUAGCACAGGGACAAACUCUCGUCUCCCCCAGCCGCAUUUUCGAAUUGGGAUUCUUCAGUCCUAACAGUUCUGGUAAUAAGUACGUCGGAAUAUGGCACAAGAGUAUACUUCCGCGGAAAGUUGUAUGGGUGGCCAACCGAGACAACCCUCUUGCAGUUACAGACGCAUUGGCUAGCUUGACAAUCACCAGCAACGGGAAUCUGCAGCUCGUAGAUGAGAAGCGGAAUGAAGUUUGGUCAACGAACAUUUCGGUUUCAUCGAAUGGUUCUCCAUCUGCACUUCUUUUAGACAGCGGAAACUUUGUCAUCGAACUCAAAAAAGGAGAUGAGUACUUGUGGAAGAGCUUCGAUUAUCCUGGCGACACUCUUCUACCGGGUAUGCUGCUGGGAUUCAAUAGUAAAUCUGGAAAGCGGAGUUUCUCGACUUCUUGGAAAAGUGAGAAUGAUCCAUCAACCGGGAAAUUCUUGGUUGGAUUGACACCGCAGAACCCGGCACAGGUUUUCAUUUGGAUUAAUGGAUCAACUCCUUAUUGGAGAAGCGGUCCAUGGGAUAAAGCAAUGUUCAUCGGCAUACCGGAUAUGGAUGAUCAAUAUCUAAGUGGAUUUCAUCUGGAUGCUGAUUUGCGGCAGGGAACAAAGUAUUUCUGGUACAAUUUAUUCGGCAAGACUCUAGCAUAUCUGUACAUCUCCUCAGAAGGGAAACAUAAGUAUAUGUAUUCAAAAUAUGGAGAAAACUGGAAUCUUCACUGGGAGACCCCAAAAUUUCCAUGUGACAUCUAUGGAACAUGUGGACCUUUUGGGGUAUGCGAAGCUUCGAAAUCUUCAACAACUCCAAUCUGCAAGUGUUUGAAAGGGUUUGCGCCUAAGUCAGUAGAUGAAUGGAACAGGGGAAACAGGACAAGCGGUUGUGUGAGGCAAACCGAAUUGUUUUGUGAGAGUAACACAAAUCAGUCAGUCUCUUUGAGCAAAAAAGAAGAUGGGUUUUGGAAGAUGUCAAGUGUAAAACUACCAGAUUAUCAUGAAUAUUCGUCUUUGGAUGACGAAGACUGCAGGAUACUUUGCCGAGAUAAUUGUUCGUGCCUGGCUUAUGCUUACGUUAACGCUAUAGGGUGUUUGGUCUGGUUCAAAGACCUUAUUGAUAUUUCAGAGUUUUCCUCUGGUGGAGCAGAUCUUUAUAUUCGCUUAGCAAACGCAGAACUCGGUGAAGAACAAACGCAUAUAAAGUUAAUUGUCAGCCUCGCAUUGAUUUGUUUUAUCAUCAUGGCUGCCAUUGUGUUCGGUUUGUACAAGUUGCGAGCCAACCAAAAGGGAACCAUCAAAGUGACGAGAAGUGAGAUUACAUUGACUGAUACAAUUGAUUCAUCAAGGGAAAGUCUUCAGGAAUAUAUUCGAACGCAUGAUCCAUCAGAGCUAUUAAUCUAUGAAUAUGAUUUCGAUAGCAUAUUAACUGCUACUAGCAAUUUCAGCAUCACAAACAAGCUCGGAGAAGGAGGAUUUGGAGCAGUUUAUAGGGGUAAGCUAGAAGAAGGGAAGGAAAUAGCAGUAAAAAGACUAUCCAGCAGCUCGGGGCAAGGGAUAGAAGAGUUCAAGAAUGAGAUGCUGUUGAUCUCCAAACUCCAACACAAGAACCUCGUAAGGUUGAUGGGCUGCUGCAUCAAAGACGAUGAGAAGUUAAUAAUUUAUGAGUUCAUGCAAAACAAAAGCCUGGAUACUCUUCUAUUCGAUCCAAUGAGAAGAGGAGUGCUUGAUUGGGCAAAACGCUUCAAUAUUAUUCAAGGUGUAGCCAGAGGACUUCUUUACCUCCACCAUGAUUCCUGCUUGAAGGUAAUACAUAGAGAUUUGAAGGCAAGUAAUAUACUCUUGGAUGAGAACAUGAACCCAAAAAUUUCGGAUUUUGGACUGGCACGUAUCUUUCAAGGAACACAGAACUUAGCAAACACUCAGAAGGUUGUGGGAACUCUUGGCUAUAUGUCUCCAGAAUAUGCCAUGCGCGGUAUAUUUUCUGAAAAAUCUGACGUUUAUAGCUUCGGGGUCUUGGUAUUGGAGAUUAUUGGCGGCUGUAAGAAUACCAGCUUCUAUGACCAUGAAACAGAGCUAUGCUUCCUACCUUAUAUAUGGCACAACUGGAGUGAAGGCAAGGGAUUGUACUUAGUAGACGAAGUAUUGGCGGAUUCAUAUUCCGCAUCAGAAGCAACGAGAUCCUUGCAUGUUGGGCUUCUUUGUGUACAAGACAAUGCUGCAGAUAGGCCAACCAUGCCGGAAGUGGUUUUCAUGCUAAGUAGUGAGACACAUCGUCCACAACCUAAGCGGCCUAUAUUCACUUUCCAAAACUCAGUUUCUGAUCGUAGGCCGCGGUAUGACAAUACUUGCUCCGCCAAUGAAGCCACCAUAACGCUUCUUGAAGGACGAUAGGCAGAAGCUAAAUGUUAUUUCACAGUGAAAUGUUAACAUCCUCUAAUGCCUUCCAAACUUGGUUGCACAGACACUCCGAAACCCCGAAGUGUGGGAAUGUCAAACACGCCCCGGAUACGGUUUGGACAAGGUCAAGACAAGACAAGAGCUUUUCCGUAAAUUUCAAAAAAAAUUGGGGGCAUUUUUGGAGAUAAAUAAAAAGUUUGAGGCAGUUUUGUAAAUAUAAAACAAUUGAGGGCAGUUUGUAAAUAUAAAAACUUAUAAAACCUGAAGUUUAUAAGUUCCUUUUAUGGUGGGGGGUGGGGCAGUAUCAUAAAUAUAAAAACUCAUUGACUCCAAAAUUAGAGGCAAGCAUUUCAUAUUUUGAUUAGGUGAGUAGUUUUUUUUAAUAUAUGUAAUACUUAUUCUAAUUUAAUCGUCGUGUUUUAAUCG
Malus domestica (apple) is the source of this 3066-nucleotide messenger RNA. RefSeq names its product G-type lectin S-receptor-like serine/threonine-protein kinase At1g61480. NCBI's taxonomy places the organism in Eukaryota, Viridiplantae, Streptophyta, Magnoliopsida, Rosales, Rosaceae. The record is from RefSeq and is a predicted model, not a curated record. Gene Ontology annotation, biological process: recognition of pollen; protein phosphorylation. Gene Ontology annotation, molecular function: ATP binding; protein serine/threonine kinase activity.